CUAAUCAUUUUCGGGUUUCUCUAAUCGUUAGAAUAGAAAAACGACGCCGUUCGAAGUGAUGGAUUUUUGUUAGUCAAGAUUGUGAUUAGAUCCAUCACACCAUCCUAUUCUUGUACUGCACUGUGAUGACGUAGAAUAGGGCUAUAGACACUGAAAGCAUAUAACGAUUACCUGUGACAGGGAUACAAAAUGGUAAGACCUAGCGUCGACUUGUACAAAAUUUUGGAAGUAACCCCGCAAGCCACCGACAAGGAAAUCAAACAGUCUUACCGUCGUUUAGCGAAACAGUAUCAUCCCGACAAAAACCCAAAUGAUGCGGCUGUGGGCGAGCGUUUUAAAGCAAUUAGUGCUGCAUAUGAGAUUUUGUCUGAUAAAACUAAGCGUCACGAGUACGAUGCAAAGCAAAGGUUUGCUGAGUUUUCCAGUAUGAACGACAUUUUCCAUUCGGAUCCGUUCGAUAUGUUCGGUAAUUUGUUCACUCCCUUCCACAUGUCCUCCUUUAGAUUUCCGUCUAUUAUAAUUCCGCUUAGCGAAUUCAAUGCUAGACGGCGCAGGCGCAGACAGCAAAGAAGGGACCAGUACAGGCGAACAAGGGCCAACAACGUUUUCGGCUCAGAUCGAAGAAGACCGCGCUACUUUGAAACUGCCGGUAUAGCUGAUGAGAGUUCUUUUGGGGAUCCCAUUGAAAAUCUUUUUCGAAACAUGUUCGCCAAUCCACUGGAGGGAGUGAACGGGACUGAACGAUGUAUUUUUCGGCGUGUGUGCCAAACGUAUAGAGAUAACAAUGGCGAUAUAGUCAGUGAGAGACGAGAGGAAACUCGAGAUGGCGACAAAAAGACUUCGAAGACCACAUACACAAAACGAGUCAACGGAAAGCUUCAGGAAACUGUAAAGUUAGUUGAUGAUAAGGGUGUUGAGACGAUUACUAUUCGUGAAGAUGGUUUAGUUAAAAGUAAAAAUGUCCAUCAACAGGCGCAAAUCGCUAUGGAACAGCCUGAGCAGAGAAUACGUGCCAAGAAAUAAAUUGCUUUUCAAUUUCGA
Messenger RNA from Varroa destructor (honeybee mite), 1041 nucleotides. RefSeq lists its product as uncharacterized. The record is from RefSeq and is a predicted model, not a curated record. Lineage: Eukaryota; Metazoa; Arthropoda; Arachnida; Mesostigmata; Varroidae.